Messenger RNA from Acytostelium subglobosum LB1, 1035 nucleotides. RefSeq lists its product as hypothetical. Gene Ontology annotation, biological process: lipid metabolic process. Bases 1 to 1035 code for a protein of 344 amino acids. Lineage: Eukaryota; Evosea; Eumycetozoa; Acytosteliales; Acytosteliaceae. The record is from RefSeq and is a predicted model, not a curated record. The transcript has 4 exons.
AUGGACCUUGACGUCAACAACAACGACUCCGUCGCCCGUCCUGCGGAUAUGAUGAAGAUAAUAAUCAUUUUGUUGUUAUUGGCCAUCACUCUGUCCGCUGCUCUGGCUGCUGGAUCAACUUGCCGGGGUAUAACAUUGUCUGGAGCAGGUGCAUUUGGAGCAUUUGAAGCAGGUGUAAUAUGGGGACUCCUCGACAAACGUGCUACCAGUGACGUUGAAUGGCAGUUUGCAACUGGUGUCAGCGCAGGCUCAUUGAACGCGGCUAUAAUGUCAAUGUUUUCAGUUGGCGAUGAAAGUGCUGCAUCGCAAUACUUGAACAACCUCUGGUUGGGCAUCACUCAAGAACAAGUCUUUGUCGAGUGGCCUGGUGGUGUAGUCGAUGGUCUCCUCCUUCAAAAGGGUAUCUUCAAUGACGCCCCACUCAACAAGUACCUCCACGCCCACGUUAACCAAACCAUGAUCAACCAAUCCACCCGUGGCCUCCAAUUCGGCGCCACCAACAUAGACACUGGCAACUUCGACCUCUUCAACAAAUCAGCCUCAGACAUUGCUCUUGCUCUCCAGGCAUCUUGCUCGAUCCCAGGCAUAUGGCCACCAACGGUCAUUGACGAUGUAGUGUACCAGGAUGGCGGCGUCACUUAUAUGACACCAGUAACAGACACUGCUCGCCUCUGCUAUGACACUGGCGCCACUGAGGUCAUAUUGGACGUGAUCAUGAUUGGAUACAUGGAGGAUGAUGUCAAUAUGGCCGAUGCCAAGACCAUCGACCUGCUGAUGCGCACUCUCCACAUUAUCAAGACCAACUGGUACUACAAGGACAUCUUCACCACCUUCCAGGCAUUCCCAGAUGUCGUCAUCAAUGUAUACUAUCCCACUGGACCAUUCCCAGGCAAUGUCCUCUCAUUCUCCUACUCAGCUCCUCUACUCAAGAUUGGCUAUGACACUGCCAUGAAUGAGAGUACAACAUUUGGACUGACCAAGAACAACUUCGAGUCUGCAUUGAACAAGGCCUUCCCAUUCGGACUAAACUUGUAA